AUGGAUGUCCGUAAUGGCCGUAAUGGCCGUAAUGGAGAAUUUCCCAAUUUCCAAGGUUCGGAAAUUGAGAUGGACCUUCUAUUAUGGAUGUCCGUAAUGGCCGUAAUGAGAUCUGUCCGAAUUCCGUGAAUUACUAUCUCAUGAGGAAUUCAUGAAUCCUA
This is a messenger RNA of Adineta ricciae, 161 nucleotides long. The record is from the annotation of a GenBank genome assembly. NCBI's taxonomy places the organism in Eukaryota, Metazoa, Rotifera, Eurotatoria, Adinetida, Adinetidae.